Molecule: messenger RNA, 2301 nt
Organism: Neohortaea acidophila
Lineage: Eukaryota; Fungi; Ascomycota; Dothideomycetes; Mycosphaerellales; Teratosphaeriaceae
Exons: 2
Cellular component (GO): Sin3-type complex
Source: RefSeq, a predicted model, not a curated record
CAACGCUUCGUCCUCACCGAUCCCAUUGCAUUCCGCUAUCUCGAGGAGGAUCCAACGACCACCGUGCUCCAGCGCAAGCAGGAGUUGCAAGGCUAUGAGUGCUAUGUCGUCGAACAGUGGGCCACUUCUCGCUCUCACCCCACCUUCACCAUCACCACCUACACCGGAGACCCCUCCUCCACUGUCCUUGUCGAUGUCCUUAGCGUGCCCACCGACGAGUCCACAUGGAGUGCGCGCCUGAGGGUGUACUUCAAGGCUCUCAACCAGUACCAUGCCAAACGCCGCGAGACCCCGCUUGGUAUACUCAUGGUCACCAAUCUGUCAGGCUUUCCAUCCAGUCUGACCGUUAUCCUGGUCCCCGAUGGGGAUCUGCGGAAACACCGCAAUGACUUUUUCGUCAACGAAAAUCUCAAACGUCUGAAUUGCUCUGGUCGCGUGGGUUUAACCCUCGGUCCACCCUCGGGCGCCACAGUCGCCAAGUUCCACCAACUCUACCGCACCAGCGACAAGAAUGACAUCUAUCAAUCCGUCAUCGAACUGGUGAAGCUGUGUCAGACCGCCCUCUUGCUGUUCGACAAACUCGAAGUCGACUUUGCCGACGGCCUGUUGUGCGACAUCACCGAGCGCGCGAUCAACGACUGGUGGAUGGACUUGGGCAGUCGCUACUACAACGUGGAACCCCAUGAUGGCAUCCUUGGUCCGACGACGGUGGCGGCCUUGAUCGGCCUCAUCAUGGGCGCACGAAACCGGCUGCACGCUGUGAAUGCUCCGUUCAGUAAGGACGCCUUCGAUGUGGAAAGCAUGAAAAAAGGCAUCAGCGCCUUCCAAAAACAGCAGCGCCUUCCUCGCUCUCGGCGACUCUGUCGCAGGACAAUGGAACGCUUACACACGGCUACGAAGAAAGCGGCAAACAGUGACAGCCAUUGGACCGUACCCAAGGCCGUCAAGAACACCGUCGCCGAGCUUAGCGGCAAGGGCGGGGAGAUGGUACUCGACGUUGUCCAUCGGAAAGACCGCGCGACCAUCUCCGAAAUUGAGACUUGUGAUAUGGAGCGUUUUGUACAGCUGGUGGGUGGCGAACGAGGCAAGUGGCUGUGGUAUGGCAGGCCUUUGAAGUCAAAGUCUGCCAAAGAAGCGGUCGGAACUACGCUACGAGCCGGCGAGGAAGGGAAAGGGGUGGAUGGUAGGGCGCUGAAUUUCAAAGAAAGCGAACAUGGAGGCUUCACGUGGGCGGCGCGGAAGAGCGUUGGCGAUGGCCUUGCAGCUUUGGGUGGGACCCAUCGAAGAGACGAUGACGAUCUAGCCUACACGGUCGAGGAGGAUGAACGGUCAAAAGGGCUGCUGAGGCGCACGACGGGCCUGACCAAAGGCCGCAUCAAAGGUGCUGUAGGGCUGGGGAGUCAUUCCCGGACCAUUUCCAAGGAUGCGAACCUCGUGCCUCAAAGCCCGACAUACCUCCAGAGGCCCUCCCUUGAUACCCCCGGCACCCCGCUCUCCCCAAACAUCUCCCCCCGGAAUUCUUUCGAUGAUUCCCCCGCGCAGCGUGCGAAACGGCCAUGGCAGUUGCAAAGAUCACACACUUCCCCCUCCAGCAGUCCUGAAGGGACCAAGGGUUCGCGAGAAGCUAGCAGUCAGGUGGCAUUUGAUCAAAAGUCGGAUCAAGAGCCCUCCGUGCGAGGGUCAAUGGACGAUGAUAGAGAGGUCAUGGAGGAAGCGGAUAGGGAGGAGAACGGCGAGCAUCUACUGCGUCGAACGGUGUCGGAGAGUCAUUUCUUCGUCAUCAACAUGCAAAGACACCCGGCGGAAGCCUACCCUCGACACCUGAGCUUCAGCCUCGCGGAAGACAGUGUCCUCAUCUGGUCUGACGUGGUGGACAAAGAUGCGGAAUCCUACUUCACCGAGCCGAAAGAUCAAUUGGCCGACGAGGAGUACUUUGCCCGGGAAGCCAAAGCGCUCCGACAGAUGCUGAACACCCUCAACGCCUCCACCGUCGCCUUCACUCAAACGCAGCUCGAAGCCAUCCACGCCGUCUUCAGCAAGCUAGACGUGGACGAAGGCUCGCUGGAAAAGCAGCACCAGGAGUACCGCAACCAGGUGGACGGGCUGCGCGCCAACUCGGAAACGCUGCUGCGCGCGGAGCAGGAGCGCUUGGAGGAGGCGGGCAAGGAGAUUGAAACGCUGGCCGCCAAGUUGGAGUAUGAGAUUAAUGGGCUGAAGGGCAAGGUGGAGGAUGUGACGGCGGGCGUGGGCGAUUUCAAGACGAGUGUGGCGCGGGUGGAGGAGCGGGUGAGGGAGCUGGAG